Molecule: messenger RNA, 1497 nt
Organism: Closterium sp. NIES-65
Lineage: Eukaryota; Viridiplantae; Streptophyta; Zygnematophyceae; Desmidiales; Closteriaceae
Source: the annotation of a GenBank genome assembly
AUGGCUACCCCCAGUGUCCUUACCUUUGAUACUGAGGGUCGUGCUGUUGACUUUGAGGUCUGGAUCGAUGACCUCCAGCUGUUCCUACAAUGCGAUAGGGCAGACGGACUCUCCCUGUUCGAUCUCACCUCUGGUGCCUCUCCUGCCCCGCCUGCUGAUGCUGACAGCACUGUUCGCUCACAGUGGGCCACACGCGAUGCUGCUGCCUGUCUUGUUGUGCGUCGCCACUUACCGACCGCUGAGCUCAUGGACCACUUCUUCUCAGUUUGCCCCACCACACUCACCGUUGACCUCCUCGAGGAGCGCCUCCUAGCAGCAGAGAAGAGAAUAAUCGCUGUAGGAGCCUCUCGUGGUGACCCUCGCACUCCCGUCUUUGAGGGGUGUUCCCCCUCCCCCCUAUUGCCCUCUGUUGCAUCUGCUGCUGCGGCCGACCUCGUUGGCUUCGAGUCGGUCGGCGCUGCGUCUGCCCCUAGCGGGAGACGCCGCACGGUAAGGGCAAGGGGGGCAAGGGCGUUGGAGGGGCUGGCGGGGGCGGUGGAGUUGGUGGUGGAGGCAGUGGAGGGGGUGGGGGUGGUGGUGGGAGUGGUGGCGGGAGUGGAGGUGUCGGUGGCAGCAGUGGAGGCGGAGGAGGCGGCGGCGGUGGCGGAGGGAGCGGAGGCGGCGGAGGUGGCGGAGGCGGCGGAGGCAACGGAGAAGCUGGUCACGGCUCUGGGCAGAGGAGUGGCUCCGGUGCGGGGUGGGGGUACUAGUCCCUGCACCUACGUCCUCCGUACCGGCGACCGCGCUGGUGAGCAAUGCAGGGGCCCGCACUCCACCCAGCGCUGCUUCGGCCGCCUGACGGACGCGUGGCGUCACCAGUUCCCUGACGCCACUGAGAUCCCUCGUUGGGGAGAUCUGUCUAGGGCGGGGGUUGCUAUCUUUGAUCUUGAUUAUGAUGCUAUUCUUGCUACCAUGUAUGCUGUGUCUGAUAGUGUUGAGGGUGACUGUUACCUGUGUGUCCCGCCUGACCCAGGCAUUGAGGCUGCUGCUCUAGGUGCUGGUGAGGCUGCUGCUCUAGGUGCUAGUGCGUCUGCUGCCCCAGGUGCUGGUGAGUCUGCUCUCUCAGGUACCACGUCGGCUCAGGCCUUACACACCUUCACCCUUGACUCGGGUGCUUCCCGCUCCUUCUUUCGCGACCGCACCACGCUUACGACGCUUAGUCGGCCGGUUGCGGUCUCCCUGGCGGACCCCUCUGGGGGUCCUGUCCUUGCUACCUUCUCCGCUGUCUUUCCGUGCCCAGCAGCCCCCUCUGGCACCCUGUCAGGUCUCUACCUCCCCUCGUUCUCUACGAACUUGGUGAGUGGAGCUGAUCUACAGGAUAGGGGGGUUGACCAACUCUCCUUUGGCACCACCGCCUUGGUAACCCCUCCCUGCCUCAUCUCCGAGGCAUGGCCUCCCGUGUCCUUGUCUCUGGUCUCCCCCGGUCCCUCCCUCCCCUACCUCCGGGGUGUUAUGUGA